Aspergillus melleus is the source of this 423-nucleotide messenger RNA. RefSeq lists its product as uncharacterized. Bases 1 to 423 code for a protein of 140 amino acids. The record is from RefSeq and is a predicted model, not a curated record. The transcript has a single exon. Lineage: Eukaryota; Fungi; Ascomycota; Eurotiomycetes; Eurotiales; Aspergillaceae.
AUGCUGAUACAUUUCAUUUCCUUGGAUAUUUUUCUUUCUUAUAUACUUUCAUAUCUUGCUUCUUGGUGUUCGGAUCUCGAUACAAGACUGCAUUACUUUCUUAUUCUCGCCAGAGGCGAGGACUCCGCUGCAUUGGAUAGCAUUGCUUACAAUAGCGCGAUCAACCUGGUUGUUGGCGAGUGCAUUCGAGCGGGCGCGGAAACACAAAAAGGGGUUCUGCUUUUCUCGUUCUUUUCUCCAUCUGGUGAUCUAGGCCCAUUUCCCUUGGACUUCCGGACUUUUUCUUCUCUUUUAUUUUUCUUUCUUUCUUGUCCGGUCAUAUAUUUUGUUCUUUGGGGCACCUCUUUCUUUUUUGUUUCCUUUUGCUAUACGCGACUCGACUUAGGAAGGCAUUGGGUUUACCAGUGUUGCCAGGCUGGUUGA